GUACAACAUGUUGAGUAUAUGACCGCAUUUGAGGAGAAGAUCAAAUGUCUUGAGAAGGAAUUGCAAGAAGCGAAAGCGAAAAUCGAGCAAGAUAGACAGGAAAAGAAGAAACUCAAGUUAGCGCUGAAACAAAUGCGAGACAAAGAGAAGGCUAAGGCCGAGUCGGUGCAAGUUUUGCCAACUCUGACCGAGGUCCAGGAGACGGCGGUCACUCAGGAAUCGAUGCAAAGCGCAGCUGCCCAGCCGCAAACCGGCGAAGAGAUGGAGAAACUGAGAAGUAGCGUGAAGGAAUUGGAGCUUGAGAAUCGCCUUUCUCGCGAGCUAAACUCUGAAUACAACCAUACAAUGCUUGAAAUGGAAAAGGAAGUGAUCGCUUUGAAAGCACAAGUCACCUCUUUGCAAGGGGAAACGCAGCAUUUUGAAAUGGAAUUGAAAUUGCAUGAAAUGCUCGAAGAGGAACUUGAAAAAGAGUUGUCUGAAGCUCGUCAGAAGAAUCAGGAGCUGACCGAAGCAGUGCGAGCUCAUGAAGAUUCAGUGGAACAUCACGAUGAGCAAGUGAAUGAUGAAACGAAUGAGCAGAACCGACUAGAAGGUGAGUAG
Messenger RNA from Cylicostephanus goldi, 600 nucleotides. The record is from the annotation of a GenBank genome assembly. NCBI's taxonomy places the organism in Eukaryota, Metazoa, Nematoda, Chromadorea, Rhabditida, Strongylidae.